Messenger RNA from Fulvia fulva, 2544 nucleotides. RefSeq lists its product as uncharacterized. Lineage: Eukaryota; Fungi; Ascomycota; Dothideomycetes; Mycosphaerellales; Mycosphaerellaceae. The record is from RefSeq and is a predicted model, not a curated record. The transcript has a single exon. Gene Ontology annotation, cellular component: Mre11 complex. Gene Ontology annotation, biological process: double-strand break repair via homologous recombination; mitotic G2 DNA damage checkpoint signaling. The coding region runs from base 1 to 2544 and encodes 847 amino acids. Gene Ontology annotation, molecular function: damaged DNA binding; protein binding.
AUGUGGAUCCUCUCCGCCGACAACAGCCUCCUCGACGGUAAGCGAAUAUGGCUGCGACCAGGAACGUCAUAUCUCUUCGGCCGCUUCUCCGGCAAGAUCGACGGCGUGCGCGUGCGAUACGUGCCAGAUGAAGGAUCAGUGUCGCGCAAACACCUCUUCCUUACCGUCGCGGAUGUCAAGCCUGGUUCCAGUACAAGCAUCUACGAGAAAGCUGCAAUCACUGCAACCGACAGCUCGAAGGCAGGAACCGUGAUCAAUGGUCAGAUCUUGAACGAGAAGAAGGGCGAUGGCUCGGAAAGAGCACUGGAUGGCAAUCAAUACACGAUUAAGCUGGGCCAAGCUUCCUUCCUGCUACACCUGGAAUGGAAGCCGGUCGUGCUCAGCUUCACGAACAUUGGCAAAAUCGCGAAGAGCAAGGGCACAGCGCUGGCUGAUGAGAAGAAGAAGCUGGAGAGUGCCGAUGUCAAGCUGUCUACUGAGUACUUGACGAAUGAGACGACACAUGUUGUGGCGAAGAAGCGGAAUACUGCUGCAGGAUUGCAGGCGCUUGUGCAGGCGAGAUGGCUCAUCACAGACUCCUUCGUGAGUGCCCUAGCGGAGACAGUCAAGCCACAAGGACACGACGAGAAUGGCAGCCCCGGACCGAGUCUGCUGGAAGAAGACAUCGAUGCGAACUGGCCGAAAGAGAAAGACUACAUCGUGCCCACAGGCGGGGAGCCUGUUUCGAGGCCGAACGGAUAUCUGAAGCCAGACGAGACGCGCGCGGAAGUCUUUUCACCUUACACCUUCGUGUUCCUGUCACAGUCGCAAUUCGACUCGCUGAUGCCUGUGAUCACGGGUGGCGGCGGCAAAGCAUUACUGUUUGAGUUCAAAGAAGAUGAGACAACGACAGAAGACCUUGUGAACUACUGCAAAGAAUUGGCUGGCAAGAAGAAUCAUCGAAACUUCGUGCUUAGUCGAGAACCAGGGCCUGGCGGCAUCGUCGUUGUUCGCAUUAUGGGAGACAGUCGAGAAGGUCCUUUCAAGGAGGUGAUAGAAGGCUUCUACGAAGCACUUGAUCAGCGCUCUAUUGAGCAGAGUGAACUCUUGGACGCCAUUCUGACCAAGGAUUGCAGCAACUUCCGAAAGCCACACGGAAGGGCAACACAACUGAGCAUGGCUGACGACCAAGAUACUGCAUCCUCCAAUACGCGGCGCCUCGCACCCACUCGAUCACAGGAGGCCAGUGCGCGCAGCUCCCCGUCUGCUGAGACGCGCCGAGGCACUCGCUCUACACAAAAGGUCCCCACCACGGAAAAGGAGCCUGAAGAAACUGCUUCAGAACAGCCAGCAAUUCGACGCAGGCGAAAGAUCAUUACACAGCCAAAGUUCAACUUUGACGACGAUUUUGAUCCGAGCCAGAUCAUCAAGGCAGAUGAAGAUGAGGAACAUGAACCUGGCACAAGUCAAGCCCCGAGUCUGCAAAGUAUGGAUGUCGACGAGCCAUCGCAGGUUGGCACUCAGCGUAGCACCAGAAAGCGCCCAGCGCCGGAUGAGACUGCGCAGGAUGCAGAAAGUGAGCAGCAAUUUCUGGAUCGCCUUCUACCUGGUAUAGCUGCUGCGAAGCGACGCAAGACCGAAGCCUUGAAGAAGGGAGAUGCCGCUCCUAAGAAAGCGACGCCUACACCCGAGCCAGAGGUUGAGAUCAAGGAUGAGAAGCCUGUCAAGAGAGGCGCCAAAACCAAGAUCUCCGAUGUUGCCAUCAAAGCAAAGGUCGAAGCUCGCCGCAAAGCAGAGGACGAGGCCCGCCAGAAAGACGAUGAAGCUAUCGAGGAGAUGCGGAAUGCCGACCUAACCGAGGAACUUAAGAAUUACGAGGCGCCAGUCGAGCUUUUCGACGUUCCCCUCCGUCCACGACCACAGCCCACGACAGUGACGAAUCCGGAGUGGAAAGAUCGACCCAAUUACAAAAAGUUCCAAUCAAACAAGAACAAGAACCGCGCAAAUGCAGAGACACAAGGGCGCGCAGAGACUCAGCGCGUCAUCAUCUCGCUCGAGCCAGUCCCCAACAAAGGCCACGGCCUCGGCGAUGAGUACUGGCUUGAUACGGAGGACCUGCGUCGCUCGAAGAAAUCUCAAUCCAAGUCUCAAUCACAGACCCAGAGAUCCGCCGCAUCAGCAUCCCGGCCCUCGCAAUCUCAAUCAGGAAUCCCGGCUCCUAGGCAGGCCUUGACGAAUGACGAAGGCGAGCCACUCGAAGACGAUCAGCACGCUUUCCGACGGAGAGUGGAGCGCAGUCGAGAGAUCGAUGCUGCCAAUGAGGUUGCGGAUGAUGUAUUUGAUGAUGAUACCACCCAGACGACAAGGGCGACGCCGAGUCAGAGGAAGACGGCAGCUUCGGGCAAGAGACCUGCCGCGCAGGCUAAGUUGACGGAUUCGGCGCCGCCGGCCAAGAGGCAGGCUACGCAGAGGAGUACGGCUGCGAGUAGUAGGGCUCCGCCGCCGAUUAUGGUGGAUGAUGAGAGUGAUGAUGAUCCUACUGCUUUCCGGCGGCGGAGACGCUGA